Messenger RNA from Drosophila kikkawai, 861 nucleotides. RefSeq names its product ADP-ribosylation factor-like 6 interacting protein 1 (gene Arl6IP1). Gene Ontology annotation, cellular component: membrane. Lineage: Eukaryota; Metazoa; Arthropoda; Insecta; Diptera; Drosophilidae. The record is from RefSeq and is a predicted model, not a curated record.
CCAAGCUAAGCUGGCCACUCUAAACAACACCGGAAAAUUGAUUUUUCGCCGAGCCGAAAGCAACAAUUAAAGCAGUUUUGCAAUUGGAAUUUCUCAGACAAUUGUAUCCCAGCGACUAGUGGAAAAGCAACCAUGACGGCUUCACAGGUUGACCAGAAACGCGCUCUCAACAAGUUGAAGCACGACCUAGAGCCCUUCCGGACGGCCAUAGUCGGGGCCUACGGCGUGCUCACCUGGGAGAAGCAAUACUACGCCGGGGUGGUCUUCGGCAGCAUCAGUGUCCUGUACUUGGCCCUCUGGUAUUUGGACUUUUCGCUGAUCACCCUGGUCUCGCUGCUGGGCCUGAUAAGCAUCCUCAUGGACUACAUGUUCCCCACCGUGUCGCGCCUCGUCUUUGGCAGCGUCAACUGGGAUGGCGACCAGGAAGCCAAGUUCGAGGACGUUUGCAGCCAGGUGUGCGCGAUCAAGGCAAACCUGGCGACCUGGUACGAGUACCUCUUCAAGGAGCGCAAGUCCACCGUGUUCGUGAUUAUCAGCAGCAUUGGACUUGUGGGUCUCGCCUGGAUUGGGGCCCUCAUCAAUAACUGGCUGCUGAUGUACUUGGCCACGCUGCUCAUCGCCAUGUGGCCGGGGCUGCAGGACAAGGACGUGUUCAAGGCCAUCACCCAGAAGGCAUCGAAGAUAAUCAACGAGAAGAUCCAAUGCGGCAAGCGAAAGUUGCAGUAGAGGGGAGGAGAGCAAGCCUCCAAGUAAAGAAGCACCUACACUCAUCAUCACCAAAUAUCUAAACAGCCUAAGUCAUAUACUUGCCAUGAAGCACCCAUCGCAUACACUUCACAAAAUAAAUUCCCGAGCAUUGCA